AUGGAAUUCUCCGUCGUCCAGCUCAUCCCCUCACCACCAGCACUUCCGGACUGGGUCGAAUCCUCCACCUCGGCCCUCUCUCACACCUUCAUCUCCACCUCCAUCCUCAUCCUCCUACCCGUCCUCUUCUCCGUCCCCGUGGUACUCCACUUCUGCAAGGAAGUCCACCUCAAGGAGUUAGCCAAACAAUGGCACAAGGUCGUCCGCAUCUACCACGUCCUGCACCCCUUCUUCCUCCCGCCCGACCGCGCCGCAGCCAGGACCCUGUUUGCCAACCUCGCCGGCGUCGGCGUCUGCAUCGGCGUCGGUAGGGUCAUCCACCUUGUGUGCCCGCUGCUGCUGCGCAACAUUGUCGACAACCUCGCCAGGGGCCAGCAGCAGCGCCGUGACCUGAAUGCUGCAGCGGCACAAUCGCCAGGCGGCAGCGGUGGCAACAUCGACGGCGCGGCCGCCUCCGCACUCCCGGUUCCAACCUUCCCCUGGCCGCAAAUGGUCGCCUACAUCAUCGUCCGGCACGUCUUGCCCCGCUUCGUCAACCACCACGAGUACCGUUGCACCAAGCUGGUCCGGCGCGAGGCGGCCAACCGCAUCUCCGUCGCCGCCUACCGCCAACUCCUUUCGUUUGGCGCCGACUACCACGAGAACGAGCUGCGGGCCAAGAAGAAGAAGGAAAAGGAGGACAAGAAGAGCGGCAACAGCGACGGGCCCUCCACCGAGGUCCCCUCGCACAUCGUCUUGUUCUCCGCCCCCUACGGCGCGAUCUGGGCCUCUCAGUGGGUCUUCUCGUCGGCCCCGGGCCUCGUCGAUCUCUUCGUCGGGCUCGGCGCCUUUUGGACCGUCGGCGGCGGCGCCAUGGCCGCGACCAUGGCGACGCUGCUGGUGCUCUUCGUCGCCACGUCGGUGGCCGAGAUCAUUGGCCGGGACGCCAGCCGCAGGACGGAGCUGAGCGAGGCCCGCUACGACGUCAUGAGCAGCGUGUCGGACCGCCUGAUCCACUGGCAGACGGUGGAGCUGUUUGGUACGAGCGAUCACGAGGUCGACCGCUACCGGCACCUGAGCGAGAUCGAGCACCGGCUCGAGGACAGGGAGCUCGGGUUCGGGUCGCGUUGGGGUUUCGACCGGGUCGUCGAGAUGGCCGGCCUGCUCAUCCUCAGCCUCAUGUCGGGCUGGCAGAUCGACCGGGGCACGCGCAGCGUCGGCGACUUCAUCAUGCUGACCCAGUACUACCGCGACCUGAUUGCGCCCCUCAACCAGAUCUUCUGGAGCUUACGCACCGCCGGCCGCGAGCUCGACCGCCUGAUGCAGGUCGUCGACGUGCUGGAGCGCAAGCCGGCCGUGAGAGACGGCGCCGACGCGCCCGAGUUUGAGUUUCGCACCGGCCGCGUCGAGUUCCGCGACGUCGUCUUCUCCUACCCGGACGCCAAGCGGCCCGCGCUGGACGGCGUGUCCUUUUCCGUCGAGGGCGGGCAGACGGUCGCCAUCGUGGGCGAGACGGGCGGCGGGAAAUCCACGCUGCUCAAGCUGCUGUGCCGGACGCACGACACCACCUCGGGCAGCGUGCUGAUCGACGGGCAGGACGUGCGCGAGGUGCGGCGGGCGUCGCUGCUGAGCCGCAUCGCCGUCGUGCCGCAGCUGGCGGGCGUUCUGGGGGCCACGGUGCUCGACAACGUGCGGUACGGGUGCCCGUCGGCGACCGAGGAGCAGGUCGAGGAGGCGUGCAAGGCGGCGCACCUGCACCACAAGAUCACGUCGGCCUUCUCCGACGGCUACGGCGAAAAAGUCGGCGCCAGGGGCUCGACACAGCUGUCGGGCGGCGAGGCGCAGCGGCUGGCCAUCGCGAGGGCGCUGGUGCGCGACGCCAAGAUCGUCGUCUUUGACGAGGCUAUGAGCAGUCUGGACAGCGAGACCGAGUGGAAGAUCCAGACGCACCUGCGCGAGUGGUGUCGCGGUCGCACCGUCGUCAUUGUCGCGCACCGCUUGGCCACCGUGGCCCAGGCUGAUCUGAUCCUGGCCAUCAAGGAUGGAAAGAUUGUCGAGAGCGGGACGCAGGCCGAGCUGUUGGCCAAAGAGGGUUAUUAUCAUAACCUGUGGACCAAGCAGAAGCUUGUCGCCUAG
Messenger RNA from Pyricularia grisea, 2115 nucleotides. RefSeq lists its product as uncharacterized. Gene Ontology annotation, molecular function: ATP binding; ATP hydrolysis activity; ABC-type transporter activity. Gene Ontology annotation, cellular component: membrane. The coding region runs from base 1 to 2115 and encodes 704 amino acids. Lineage: Eukaryota; Fungi; Ascomycota; Sordariomycetes; Magnaporthales; Pyriculariaceae. Gene Ontology annotation, biological process: transmembrane transport. The transcript has a single exon. The record is from RefSeq and is a predicted model, not a curated record.